AUGACCAAGGGUUGUUAUACCUGUCGACGCCGUCGCAUCAUCUGCGACAAUGGCCUGCCGACUUGCCGAAAGUGUCGCGACGCAGGAAAAGAAUGUUUGGGCUAUCAGAAGCCGCUGGUAUGGGUGAAAGGUGGCGUGGCUAGUCGGGGCAAGAUGAUGGGUCGCAGCUUUGACGAUGUCAAGAAACCGGACGGAGAUUCAAAGGCCGAGGCCUCUACGCAAGCGAACAUGUGCCCGGCGACAAAUACUGCUGGCUUUGGUUUCUUUUCGAUCGCCGAACAGUCCUCUGCUACUAGCUCGCCGAGCUCUGGUGCACACACGAGCCCAGAAUCCGAAUCCUAUGUGCAAGAGAUCGUGGAACAUGCAGCACCGGAAAGUGCUGAUGGAGACAUAAUAUUUGGGUCAAGUUCCACAGAUGAACCGGACAACAGGGUGGUUCGAGUUCCUCGGGCCGCCUCUGCGGACUUCGUUUCAGCCCCAUGGGGACUGGUCGAUCCGUUGUUCAAAGAUAUGAGUCAAAUCUCGCGAUACUAUCUCUUUCACUACAACCAACAUAUGGCCAAUGACUUCGUUGUAUAUUCUCAGUCCAAGAACCCCUGGCGGGAUAUCAUUUCCUUGGUUGGCGACUCGCCGCUUCUCGCACACGGUCUAUGCGCUAUGGGUGCUCUACACUACUCGUUGAUGUCGGAUUCGGACUCGUCCCCGAUGCCUUGGUCUUCGAACAACCUCUUGACCAGCGGCUCACCUCUAUCACCCGAAGACAUCGAAACGAUUGUCUCGCCAGCGGGCAAUCGACGGCCGUCUUCUAGGGCAUUCCAACACUUCCUUGAAUUCAAGCAACGCACGCUUCAUCAGCUGUCCAAGGACCUCUCGAAUCCCGUGAUGCAAAAGGAUGAUAGAACUCUGGCCGCUAUUGUUGUGCUUGCCCUGGUCGAUAUUUUCGAAUCGGGAAGUGGAGCAUGGAGUUAUCAUAUUGAAGGCGCAAAGAAACUCCUAAGAGACAGGCCAGAGAACAACUUCGGCCAAGGUAUUCUUGACGGGCUCGAAACUUUUGCCAUCGAUGGUUGCUUAAUUAUGGAGAUCAUGGGCUCAACCCUCGCCCGCCCAGGCGCCCUCUCCAAACCAUUCUACUCCGCAGCCAUGGGCCCAGCCAUGCUCAAGCGUCUCGAAGAAACCUCUUGGGUCGGCUGCCCGGCCUACCUCCUAGAGGUAAUCUUCUUCAUCCACACCCUCUGGUAUCCAGACUCCGAAAUCACCACCGCCACCCCCCAACCAUCCGCCCUCCCAGCAUCCAUGCAGCCAGGCCAACCCCUUUCCCUCGAAUCAUAUCUCGCCCUCCUCCAGGGUAUCCGCGACUUCGACCCCGUAGCCUGGGCCCACCACAUGCAAACCUCCCAUUUCCUCUCCGACCUCUCUACCCGCGUCGCCCUUGCUAAAUCCUACCAAAACGCCGUCUACCUCUAUACCAGCCGCGUGCUAUCCCGCCCCCGCGAAGGCUACACCCCUCCCUGGGCGGACGUCGGGCUCCCCGCAGACCACUCAGCCGUGGCUAGCGACCUCCUCAAUCAAAUAUGCUCCGUGCCCUACUCCGAUCCACACUUCAAAUGCCUAAUAUGGCCCACAUUUAUUGCCGGCGCAGAGUGCCGCCGUACAUCGCAUCGCCCGCUCGUCCUCGAAAAACUAGGUGCACUCUACCAGGCCGUGACGAGCGUUAAUGUCCAGAAUGCCGCGUGGGUUCUGCGUUUGAUGUGGCAGAAACACGAUCAGAAGCGGCGCGAGAAUUGCGCAAAUCCGUUUCCCGGGCUUGAGCAUGAACUUGUGGACGGUGGUGGGGUUAAUGUCAAUUCCAAUGACGAUGACGAUGACGAUGAUGAUUACGAUAAUACGUUUGACUGGGUCGAUGAACUGGAUGAGUCACGCCUGGACUGGUUGUUUAUUUGA
Molecule: messenger RNA, 1941 nt
Organism: Penicillium daleae
Lineage: Eukaryota; Fungi; Ascomycota; Eurotiomycetes; Eurotiales; Aspergillaceae
Product: Zn(II)2Cys6 transcription factor
Exons: 3
Coding region: 1-1941 (646 amino acids)
Biological process (GO): regulation of DNA-templated transcription
Molecular function (GO): zinc ion binding; DNA-binding transcription factor activity, RNA polymerase II-specific
Source: RefSeq, a predicted model, not a curated record